AUGCUGUGUAGGCACGUUCGUAGAACAGCCGUCGCCGCGGGCAGAAGAGCGCUGUCGUCGGCACCGCCCAUUCCGCCGAACGAGCUGCGGCUGCUACAGCAGGUCUCGCGGCUCGAGAGCCGCGUGCACGAGCUCGAGGAGGCGCUGCCAGCGCGAGUGCAGCCGGCGCGGAUCACAAACUGGGAUGAGCUCGGGUUCGGGAUCACGCCGACGAACGGCCACGUGCGCUACACCUGGUCGGCCAAGACCUCGGCGUGGGAUGCCGGCCGCUUCAUCACGGACCCAUACAUCAACCUGCACGUGCAUGCGGGCGUCCUGCACUAUGGCAUGACGCUCUUCGAGGGGUGCAAGGCGUUUCGCUGCAAGGACGGCAAGGUGCGCGUGUGUAACCUCGGUGCGAACGCGGCGCGGCUACAGCGCGGCGCCAACCGCCUCGUCAUGGCGCCGGUGCCGUCGAAGCUCUUUGUUGAGGCGGUGCACUGGGCGGUGCGCGCAAACGCGGAGUACGUGCCUCCGUACGGCUCGGGCGGCUCGCUCUACAUCCGGCCGUUCCUGAUCGGCUCGUCGCCCGUCCUCGGGCUGCAGCCCUGCUCCGAGUUCUCCUUCCUCGUCUCGGUCAUCCCGGUGGGCAACUACUUUGGGAAGGGCCCGAUCCAGGGGAUCGACGCCAAGAUCAUGACCGAGUUCGACCGCGCGGCGCCAAAGGGGACGGGCGACGUCAAGGCGGGGGGCAACUACGCGGCCGACCUGCUGCCGCUCAAGCACGCCAAGAGCGAGGGCUACGGCACCACCCUCUACCUCGACUCGAGCGAGCACAAGUACGUCGAGGAGUUUUCCGUCUCCAACCUGCUCGGCAUUGACAAAGACGGAAAGUACGUCACGCCGCGCACGAGCUCGAUCCUGCCCUCCAUCACGAACGAGAUGCUCAUGGCGAUCGCCGAGGAUCGGGGCAUCCCCGUCGAGCAGCGCCCGCUCGAGUGGGGCGAGCUCAAGACCUUCAGCGAGGUUGGCGCGUGCGGCACCGCCACCGUCGUCGCGCCGAUCCGGUCCAUCACCGACGUCGAGCGCAAGUACGAGUUCGGCGGCUUCGAGACGCUCAACCAGCUGCGCGAGGGGCUGCAGUCGGUGCAGCACGGCGAGGCGGAGGACAAGUGGGGCUGGAUGGUGGAGGUGGCGUGCUGA
Emiliania huxleyi CCMP1516 is the source of this 1182-nucleotide messenger RNA. RefSeq lists its product as hypothetical. The transcript has a single exon. The coding region runs from base 1 to 1182 and encodes 393 amino acids. The record is from RefSeq and is a predicted model, not a curated record. Gene Ontology annotation, biological process: branched-chain amino acid metabolic process. NCBI's taxonomy places the organism in Eukaryota, Haptophyta, Isochrysidales, Noelaerhabdaceae. Gene Ontology annotation, molecular function: branched-chain-amino-acid:2-oxoglutarate transaminase activity.